Molecule: messenger RNA, 1083 nt
Organism: Symbiodinium sp. CCMP2456
Lineage: Eukaryota; Dinophyceae; Suessiales; Symbiodiniaceae
Source: the annotation of a GenBank genome assembly
AUGAAGCUUAUACAAGCGCUCCGCUGGCGUGGAGUGGCUGCGUUGGGAAAUCGCUUUCCCGCGCAGCCGCCACGCGGCCCUGGGCAAAUGAGACAUUUCAGCAAAAUGGCGGAAGCAAGCUCAAGCGCAGGUGAAUCGAGGAAACCUGCGGUACCGUUGCAAGAAGUCUUGCCACGUGAUGGCUCUCGCGAUGACUUGAAAGUGCUUCCGAACGACCCAGACACGCUCCGGUUACGAGUGAAAUCCAUCGCAAAAAUCACGGACGAAGAGCAGCACGAGUUCGUUUUCAUGAUGAAUCGAUACGGUGCUACUGUUCUCGUUCAAGAAGACUUUGACGAUGGCUUGCAAGCAUACAAGACUUUGGACCGAUGGUUCGGUCGCUACAUACAUCACGAUGCCAUGAAUGAGUUUGGCAUCGUAGAGAUUAAUCCCGCCAAGCCGACCAGCAUCAAUACCGCGAACCCGAUGAAGGAACACUUGCCUCACACGGACGACGCUUACACAGAUAGCCCUUCCGCGUUCCUUACGUUGCAGUGUCGCCAAUCUGCCCCCUCUGGUGGCGGCGAGUCUGUGCUGGUUUCUGGCGCGGAUCUUGUGGCGGCUCUCUCCAACGAGGAACUGAGAACGUUGAUGCAGCCCGGCAUGGUUUCUAUGGGCCGCAGACCAGCCGGAGAUGGAUCCUGGAUGAAAGUCAGCUCCAUACCGCUGUUCUGGGUAGACAAAGACUCUGGGUGGCUACAGGUGCGCUGGCGCUGCAAUGAUGGUUGCCUGGGCGACGUGGCCGAAGAAGUGAAGCCUUCUUACGAGCAGAUGGAUGCGAUCGCCCGGAAAGAGGUGCAUCAGCUGGUGGUGCCUCUGGUGCCGGGGGAGAUCCUGGUUAUCGACAAUCGUGCCGUCGCACACGGCCGAAGGCCUUACGAGUCGGACGAGCCACGGGUGAUGUGGCGGAAGAACUAUGUUGGUAACGGGGAGUUGGAAACACAGCUGACCAGCGGCAUGUGCGCAACCUUUUCCAGUAUGUUCGACGGGCUUCACAGCAUGUUCGAUCCUUCGUCUUGGGAUCCUGCCAAGAUCAAGCUCUAG